AUGAUUCGUUUUUUGUGGCAGGUAGCCGCUACUGCCUCGCUGUUUGCCUGCUCCCAUGCUCAAUCAGAGACAUCAUCCUCGUACUACACCAGUCCUACAAUCUACCCUUCGCCAAAUACUACAGGCAUCGGCUGGGAUGGCGCUCUCGAGAAAGCACAAAGCUUCCUCGGCCAGCUCAAUCUGACAGAGAAAGUGUACAUCGUCACGGGAGUCCGUGGACCAUGUGUGGGCAAUAUCGCACCAAUACCUCGCCUCAACUUCACUGGCCUUUGCUUGCAAGAUGGACCAGCUGCCAUUCGAGUCGCCGACUAUGCUUCGGUCUUUCCAGCUGGCAUAACGACGGCAGCAACAUGGGACAAGACGCUGUUCUAUCAGCGAGCUGCUGCGAUGGGCCAGGAGUUCAAGGAUAAGGGCGCUCAUGUUAUCCUCGCACCGGUUGCUGGUCCGCUCGGACGCGUCGCUCUUGGAGGACGUAACUGGGAAGGCUUCUCGCCAGAUCCAUACCUGACCGGAUCCGCCUUCGCGCUUUCUGUUGAAGGGAUGCAGAGUGUUGGUGCUCAAGCUUGUGGAAAGCACUACAUCGGCAAUGAGCAGGAGACCCAGCGAAAUCCAACAGUCAAUGGCGAAGGCGAAACCAUUUUGGCCAUAUCAUCCAACAUUGAUGAUCGCACUAUGCACGAGCUGUACCUCUGGCCGUUUGCGGACGCUGUCAAAUCCGGCAUGGCAUCCGUGAUGUGCAGCUACAAUCGAAUCAAUCAGACGUACGGAUGCGAAAAUUCUAAAUUACUCAAUGGAGUACUAAAGGAGGAACUUGGCUUCCAAGGCUACGUGAUGAGCGACUGGGGAGCUACUCACUCUGGUCUGCCAGCAAUCAACGGUGGUCUCGACAUGGAUAUGCCUGGAAGCAGCUUCGGAUCGCAGACUUUGUCCUUCUUUGGUGGCAACAUCACUGCAGCAGUUCAGAAUGGAUCUCUGCCCGAGUCACGACUCGAUGACAUGGUCCUUCGUAUCAUGACGCCCUACUACUUUCUCGGCCAAGACAGUUAUCCCAGCGUAGACGGCUCAUCGGCAGACUUGAACGGCUACAAUCCAGCCACCUCAAAUUAUUCAUUCACGUUGGGUACUGACAAGAGUCGAGACGUCCGCGGUGGACAUGCCCAGUUGAUUCACGACAUCGCAGCACAAGGCACGGUUCUGCUGAAGAACGAGAACGCUACUCUCCCACUCAAGUCACCGAAACGUAUCGGCGUGUUCGGCAACGAUGCCGCUGAUCUCGUCACGGGUCUCUACAAUACCAACAAUCUCAACUACGCAGGAGCGCCCGGCUACGACAUCGGAACCCUUGCUGUCGGCGGUGGCAGUGGAGCUGGCCGAUUCACGACCCUCAUCUCGCCUCUGGAAGCGAUCAAGCGGCGAGCCUACGCGGAGGGUGCCAUCGUGGAGUACGUCCUAGACAAUAAGGUCGCAAUACAAUCAGGAGGCAGAGGCGGCGGACUCGGUCCUCCCACCGGCAAGAUAUCUCCCAAGCCCGACGUCUGCCUUGUCUUCUUGAAGACCUACGUGACCGAAGGAUACGACCGCCUCAAUUACGAAGCCGACUGGAACUCAACUCAGCUUGUUGCCAACAUUACUAGCUUCUGCAACAACACUGUGGUGAUCACGCAUUCGGGCGGCAUCAACACCAUGCCAUGGGCCGAGAAUGAGAACGUCACCGCUAUCCUAGCCGCACACCUCCCCGGCGAGCAAUCGGGUAAUUCGAUCGUUAGCGUGCUGUGGGGCGAUGUCAACCCAUCCGGUCACUUGCCCUACACCAUCGCUUUGAAUGAGUCGGACUACAACACUAAGAUCGUUAAUCAGACUAACACUAACGACACUGAUCCAAAUGCAUGGCAGGACAACUUCUCAGAGGGUCUGUUCAUCGACUAUCGGCACUUCGACCAGGCUGGGAUCGAGCCAUUGUACGAAUUCGGCUUCGGACUCUCAUACACAACCUUCAACAUAUCCGACUUGUCCAUCUCAGCAACCACCAAUGCUUCCUUGACACAAUUGCCCGGCGACACAGCCAUCCAGCCCGGCGGCAACCCCGAACUCUACGCCGUUCUCGCUACAGUGUCGGUCACUGUCAGCAAUACCGGUGAGGUCGCCGGUGCAGCUGUGCCUCAGCUUUACGUAUCUUUCCCGUCUGGCUCUGUGCCAGAAGGGACGCCAGUCCGAGUUCUACGUGGAUUCGAGAAGCGGCAGCUUGCUCCAGGAGCGUCCGAGGCGGUGCAAUUCAUGCUGACACGACGCGACCUCAGCUAUUGGGAUGUCGUUUCGCAACAGUGGUCUCUGCCGUCGAACGGGAGUGCUACUGUGCAGGCUGGCUGGAGCAGUCGGGACUUGCCUUUGGAAGGGGAGCUAGCUUUGACGAUCGAGGGGUGA
Messenger RNA from Cyphellophora attinorum, 2421 nucleotides. RefSeq names its product putative beta-glucosidase G. Gene Ontology annotation, biological process: glucan catabolic process. The transcript has 5 exons. NCBI's taxonomy places the organism in Eukaryota, Fungi, Ascomycota, Eurotiomycetes, Chaetothyriales, Cyphellophoraceae. Gene Ontology annotation, molecular function: beta-glucosidase activity. The record is from RefSeq and is a predicted model, not a curated record. The coding region runs from base 1 to 2421 and encodes 806 amino acids.